Molecule: messenger RNA, 884 nt
Organism: Didymodactylos carnosus
Lineage: Eukaryota; Metazoa; Rotifera; Eurotatoria; Philodinida; Philodinidae
Source: the annotation of a GenBank genome assembly
CGCUAGAAUUUGCCCUCAAACCCGCAGUAAAUUACACUACUAACUUACUUGUGAAUGUUGCUGAUGCUGUACAAUGUUCCGAAUAUUCCCUCGAGCACCUUACAGUUGAUGAAGCAGCCGCUAUACGUCUGUACACGUUAGAAUGGCCUAAUCGUACACCAAGCGUUUAUUCUUUAAUAAACGAAGGCUUACGUGGGGAAAGCCAUGAGACUAUAAGACCGUGGCUCGGCUACUUAAAGUUAUUGAUCACAGCUCUCGAAAACUUGCCAUCUGUCAGCGGACUUGUAUAUCGUGGGGUGAAAGAGAACCUUAGUCAAGAAUAUUCUGAAGGAACAAAGUGUAUAUGGUGGGCGGUGAGCUCGUGUACCGAAUCCAUUAAAGUGCUGGAACAGUUUCUUGGACGUCAAGGCCCACGAACAAUAUUUAUAAUACAAUGCAUUAAGGGCAAAGUGAUCAGACAACACUCAUAUUUUCAGCAAGAAAAUGAGAUCGUCUUGCCUCCCGGUACACAAUUGCACGUCAUUGGUCAGCUGAGUCCUGCGGAUGAUCUCUACAUUAUACAUAUGCAAGAGGUGCAGCACUCAGUCCCAAACUAUAGCGCUCAAAUGAUGAUGGCAAAUUUUACGCCGCAAUUACAUCAAAGUACCUCGAAAGAGGCAGAGCAAUUGAUAAAAGCUAUUGUUGCCAUAAAAACAGACAAACCUAUCACGUCCAAUGGUGAGCACUGCACAGUUCCCACAGAAAAAUGGAUAACGACGAUUUGUGUUAUUUUUCUAGAAGACUGGUUAACCGACAAAUGGAAAACAAAAGUGAUCCUAACAGUAAGUACAGCCGAAGCCGAUGAUGAAGAAGAUCAUAAACACAACACUGAAACCUGUAAGUAA